AUGACUGCAACGAUUGGACAAAUGACGAGAAUGAACUUUCAUGUCAGGAUGAAGGCAUUUAUCUUCGUAUGCAGCUGCUUUUGUUUCACUUUUACCGGGGCCUCAGAAACAGAGCGGAGGCUCCAUCAGAAGCUCUUUAAAAACUACAACAUGAAAGUAAGACCAGCUAAAUACUGGGAGGAGAAGGUGAUGGUUCGAGUUGGGAUGACUCUCUCGCAGCUUGUCAGCUUGAACGAGAAGAACGAAGAGAUGACAACCAACGUGUUCAUGAAUCUGGCAUGGACAGACUAUAGGUUGGCGUGGAACCCAGACGAAUAUGAUGACAUCACUGUGUUGAGGAUUCCUCCCAACAAGGUGUGGCGUCCUGACAUCUACCUCAUAAACAAUAAUGACGGUCAGUUCGACGUGGCUCUUUACGUCAACGUCUUGGUGUACAAUGAUGGGACAGUCAACUGGCUUCCUCCAGCCAUCUACCGCAGCUCCUGCUCUAUAGAGGUGUCAUACUUCCCUUUUGAUUGGCAGAACUGCAGCAUGGUUUUCCGCUCAUACACCUACGACGCGUCAGAGGUGGAGUUGCACUACUUUCUGGAUGAAAACGGCAACGAGAUUCAUGAGAUUGUUAUAGAUGAGAACGCCUUCACCGAAAACGGAGAAUGGGCCAUCUGUCACAAACCCAGCAGAAAGAACGUGAAAGAGGACCUGUAUGAGGACAUCACCUUCUACCUCAUCAUAGAGAGGAAGCCUCUGUUCUACAUCAUCAACAUCAUCGUGCCCUGCAUCCUCACCAUGGUGCUGGCUAUAUUUGUCUUCUACCUGCCUCCCGGAGCAGGAGAGAAGAUGACUCUCUCCAUUUCUGUCCUCAUCGCUCUGACUGUCUUCAUGCUCCUGCUGGCUGACAAGGUCCCUGAAACCUCCCUCGGCAUCCCAAUUAUCGUCAACUACGUCAUGUUCACCAUGAUCCUAGUCACAUUCUCUGUGAUCUUAAGUGUAGUCGUCCUCAAUCUGCACCACCGGACGUCCAGCACACACAUCAUGCCACACUGGGUUCGAAGGGUGUUCAUUCACUUCCUGCCCAAGUACAUUGGCAUGAUGAGGCCGAACCCAGAGGAGCCUCUCUCAGAGGAGGAGGAGUCGAGUGAGGAGAAGCCCGUCCCGAGCUACAACAGCAGGCAGCCUGGUGGAGAGUACUUCUUUCGCAAGCUCAACCCCGAUCUGGUCUUACCCUGGAGAGGCAGAUGUGAGAGCACAGUGCAGCUCCAGCGGCUCCCGGACACUGACAGCUUCUGUCUGAUCCUCCCUCCCAACCUGAAGUCCGCCAUCGCCGCCGUGACAUACAUGGCCGAUCAGCUGAAGAGGCAAGACACGGACGACACGAUGACAGAAGACUGGCAGUUCAUCGCUCUGGUGGUGGACCGCCUCUUCCUGUGGUUGUUCGUCAUCAUCACCACCCUGGGCACCCUGGCCAUGUUCUUGGACGCUAGCUUAAACUACACACCCGACAACCCCUUCCCAUAG
Messenger RNA from Labrus bergylta (ballan wrasse), 1515 nucleotides. RefSeq names its product cholinergic receptor, nicotinic, beta 1 (muscle) like (gene chrnb1l). The record is from RefSeq and is a predicted model, not a curated record. Gene Ontology annotation, biological process: regulation of membrane potential; chemical synaptic transmission; nervous system process. Gene Ontology annotation, cellular component: postsynaptic membrane; synapse; plasma membrane. NCBI's taxonomy places the organism in Eukaryota, Metazoa, Chordata, Actinopteri, Labriformes, Labridae. Gene Ontology annotation, molecular function: transmembrane signaling receptor activity; acetylcholine-gated monoatomic cation-selective channel activity.